This is a messenger RNA of Drosophila eugracilis, 1615 nucleotides long. RefSeq lists its product as uncharacterized. NCBI's taxonomy places the organism in Eukaryota, Metazoa, Arthropoda, Insecta, Diptera, Drosophilidae. The transcript is spliced from 3 exons. The coding region runs from base 220 to 1599 and encodes 459 amino acids. The record is from RefSeq and is a predicted model, not a curated record.
GGACGACCGUCUGCAGGCCCAAAGUCAAGCUCAGACUUCAGUCGUGGUUUUCAGCUCGACGCAAGCGAACGGACGUGCAAGAAAAUCGGACGCGGCUUAAACCGCACGUAAAACGCAACGACGAAAUCGAAAGUGAUUAGCGCGCGACUUGAAUCGCCAAGAGUUGAGUGCUUCGAGAGGCGGGGGCAAUAUACCCAUCCGUAAACAUUACGUGUCACGAUGCCGCCGGCUGUCCAACAAUUCCGGCUUGCAGCCCUUGUUUAUCUGACAUUAAGUCUGGGACUCUUAUGCAAUGCCAGCGAUGGUGAAACUAGGCAAAAAUACGCCAAUGAAUCACUCGCAGACGCAGAUGCUCCAGUAUGGUCGCAAUUUCUCGAAGAUUACGUUUUGAGCCAAGGUAGCAGCAGCGGCAGCCAGCGAAAGUCCAAAGAUCUCCCUUAUAUGGGAGGGGAUAUGGGCAUUAAUGGUCCGCUCAACUAUCACUCAUCCGCCUACAAACGACCAGGCAAUAACAUAUACAUAACCAGGAGAAUCGGAGAAGCAGUGGAACUGGAGCCACAUCUUCGAAAGCCAGUGGAGAGUCAGAGCCCCAUUGUGAAUCCCCAAUUCCGACCAAUGACUAAUCAAAUGUUGCACCAACAACAUCAACAGAUGCAGCAGCAGCAGCAACAACAACAACUACAGCAGCAACAGUUGCAGCAACGCCAGCAACCUGGUUUCUUGCAGCAACUUUUUGGUAUAGGUGGAGGCAGUACCGGGGGUGGCAGUAAUCCUUCCCAACAACAUGUUCGCCCAGUGCCGCUGCAGCAGCAACAAUUGCAGCAGCAGCAGCAACACCCGCAACAGCAGCAGCAACAUCUUAUAAGCGGUGGUGGCCAACCAACCACUUUCCGAGCUGUAUCCGAGAACGAUCUCUAUCUUCUGGGAGCUAUUGAGAAGUUAGUUUACCGAGUUGAUUACCUGGAAAGUCGCGUUCGUCGUUCGGAGCAGCUUAUAUACUACCUAAUGGCUGGGAACAAUCAAAAGGAGGUGAAGGAUCCUUGUCCCACGAACUUCACCCGCAUCAGCGACAACUGCUACUAUAUCAACAGCCAGCAACAGGUGAACUGGAAGACAGCCAACUCAGCCUGUAAGGGAUUGAACUCGCACUUAGCCGAGUUUGAAAAGGUCUCGGAGAAUGAGGAGAUCAUGGCCUAUCUGCUGAACCAACCCGCCCAUAGGGGUCGCGAUUACUGGCUGGGUGGUCUUAACCCUGGACUUCUCUGGAUCUGGUCCAAUUCGGCCAAGCCAGUGAAUCCGAAUAUGAAUCUUACGUCCAUUGCGAUGGCACAAAAGGGUGAGAAUUCCACUGCUGCCAAUCUGGUUGACAGUUCGGAGCAAGCUGCAGAGGAGGCGGCCGGUGAGGAUGUGCUGAACAAUACGGUUCAGAUAGAGGGCAAGGGUCGCUGCCUACGGCUGAGUUACAAUGCCGGAAAGCACAGCUAUGUUUAUUACGGACAGGAGUGCACCUCACGGCACUACUACAUCUGUGAGCAUGAGGAUAAGACGCUGGACAACAAGAUUAAGAAGAUCACCCGCGAGCUAAAGCUCUUUGAGUGAGGAUGGGAUCCAAUCC